Molecule: messenger RNA, 1694 nt
Organism: Ctenopharyngodon idella (grass carp)
Lineage: Eukaryota; Metazoa; Chordata; Actinopteri; Cypriniformes; Xenocyprididae
Gene: prps1b
Product: phosphoribosyl pyrophosphate synthetase 1B
Exons: 7
Coding region: 186-1142 (318 amino acids)
Biological process (GO): 5-phosphoribose 1-diphosphate biosynthetic process; purine nucleotide biosynthetic process; ribonucleoside monophosphate biosynthetic process
Cellular component (GO): cytoplasm; ribose phosphate diphosphokinase complex
Molecular function (GO): ribose phosphate diphosphokinase activity; ATP binding; magnesium ion binding
Source: RefSeq, a predicted model, not a curated record
CGUGGACCAGCAGAGGCGGGGUGUGAUGUCACGCGCGUAACGUCUAGGAUCAGCUAUGGCCGAGAGGUAGUGGCGACUCACACUUUACUGGUAAUAUCGACAUCGGAUAGCAAAUAUCUGAACGAUACACCACUCUCAAUUUAUUGAGUCCUGCUGCAUUUCAUAUACGAUCUACUGAAAAAAACAUGCCUAAUAUCAAAAUAUUUAGCGGCAGCUCCCACCAGGAUCUGUCUCAGAAAAUCGCGGACCGCCUCGGACUGGAAUUAGGGAAAGUGGUGACGAAAAAGUUUAGCAACCAAGAGACGUGUGUGGAGAUUGGAGAGAGUGUCCGCGGGGAGGAUGUGUACAUAGUCCAGAGUGGCUGUGGAGAAAUUAAUGAUAAUCUUAUGGAACUUCUGAUUAUGAUAAACGCCUGCAAAAUAGCAUCGGCCUGCCGAGUCACAGCGGUCAUCCCGUGCUUCCCUUACGCCCGGCAGGAUAAGAAGGACAAGAGUCGGGCACCCAUUUCUGCCAAGUUGGUGGCAAACAUGCUGUCAGUCUCUGGUGCUGACCACAUAAUAACCAUGGAUCUGCAUGCAUCCCAAAUACAGGGUUUUUUCGACAUUCCAGUGGACAAUUUAUAUGCAGAGCCGGCCGUUUUGAAAUGGAUUAAGGAAAAUAUCCCAGAAUGGAAGAACUGCACUAUUGUAUCACCAGAUGCUGGAGGAGCCAAGAGGGUGACCUCCAUUGCAGACAGGCUAAAUGUUGACUUUGCCCUUAUUCACAAAGAAAGGAAAAAGGCAAAUGAGGUGGACCGUAUGGUUCUGGUUGGAGAUGUGACAGACCGGGUGGCCAUAUUGGUCGAUGAUAUGGCAGACACCUGCGGUACCGUCUGCCAUGCUGCCGAUAAGUUAAUAUCAGCUGGUGCAGUUAAAGUAUAUGCCAUCCUGACCCAUGGCAUCUUCUCUGGUCCGGCCAUUUCACGCAUCAACAAUGCUUGUUUUGAGGCUGUAGUCGUGACCAAUACCAUUCCUCAGGAGGAGAAGAUGAAACAUUGCCCCAAAAUACAGGUUAUCGACAUUUCCAUGAUCCUCGCCGAGGCCAUCCGCAGGACCCACAACGGCGAGUCCGUGUCGUACCUCUUCAGCCAUGUUCCUUUGUAACGUCUCCAGCAUCUGCUCCAUGACUGCGUUCCUCUUACCCAAAGAAAUCUGACCUGAUGGAAUGUAUUUCCAUUGUUGAAGACUUGAGCAAGACUUCACGAGUUCUUUCCUGAAAAUUAAACAUGGGAUGUUGAGCUUCUGUUUUCACAGUCUGUUUUACUUACAAAUCGCUGUUACAAUCUGUGACUGUGAAAGUUAGAUGUUAGGUUAAUCGAGACAAGAGCUAGUCAUAACCUCAUUUAUUUAUUUGCAUCAAUUUGUAUUCAUUUCAGUGCUUUGGGAAAAGUAAAGUCACAUUAUUACUGAAUAAGUGGUCGAGAGAAGACUUUGACAGCCUUCUUGAAAUGGACAUGAUUUAUUUUGAAAUUCAAGAUUUUGUUCACUAGAUAAAGGUUUUUUUUAGCUUGUUCCUCUUGCAGGAGCUCAACAGUAGAGUCUUAAAGAAUUUGCUGUUUUAUUUCAUUUUCCUGAUUUUGUUUUGCAAGGAUGUUUUUUAAUAACUCUUUAUAUGAACCUUUCUAUGAAUAAAAAACAAUCUUAUUGGUUACAUUA